Molecule: messenger RNA, 1818 nt
Organism: Lagopus muta (rock ptarmigan)
Lineage: Eukaryota; Metazoa; Chordata; Aves; Galliformes; Phasianidae
Exons: 9
Coding region: 1-1818 (605 amino acids)
Cellular component (GO): centrosome
Source: RefSeq, a predicted model, not a curated record
AUGAAUGGAAUAGACUACUUCAAGCUGUGGUGGCUGCUGCCACCCGUGACCCCCACCAUCCAGCCAACGGCCAGCGCAGAGGCGAUAGAACUAAUCUUGCACGUCUUCAGGGCCUGGCAGAUGGAAUGCUGCCACCGCCAGCAUCACAAUGGGCAGCGGCCAGCACCAGCCGCGCCGUCAUGGCGUCGCCGCGACGACGUUUGUGACACGGGCGCCCAGGGGGGUAUAAAGGCGGAGCGCGGCAGCGGGUCCCGCAUCCUGGAGGAGCAUCUGUCCGAGAGCAGACGCGUCUGCAGGAGGAGCUCCAGCAUGGCUGGCGCGAACGAGGAGCGAGCCGCCGGCACGAGGCGGAACAGGAGGAGCGAGGCCGGCCCCGCAGCGGGGCGCGCCUCCAGACCCAUGGACACGAACAGCAAAGUGCGAGUCGCCGUCUGGGACGCGGUGGCCGCCUACGUCCGGGAGCAGCUCGUGGCACACAAGGGGGUCUGGAUUCCCACCUUCGGCUCCUUUGACACCGUCUCCAAAGACGUCUGGACCGAGGACGGGACCGUGACUCUGCGGUGGCCCGUGUUCCACCUGGCCGCCAACCUCAUGGCCACGCACCACCUCAAGGCCCGCAGGGAGCCCCUGCCAGUGCACAGGAAGUUGGAGCCGCUGAGAUACAGCAGAGCGGCCGCAGGCGCCGCCGUGAGCUGGGAGAGCGUGAAGACCGGCAUCCAGAGCACCGUGUCCAUGCUCUCCGGCUGCCUGCGGGACGGGCAGAACGUGGCCGUCGUGCUGAAGGACAUCGGCGUGCUGCUCAUAGACGGGCUGACGUUCCACAUGAGAUUCUACUACAGCUUCCUGGAGCAGCUGUCUGGGAAAGAGGAGCUCAGCAGAGCUGCUCUCAAGGCCCCCUGGCUGCUGAACGCGGUGGUGUCCCCGGCGGCACCGGUGGCCUCCCUGGCGCUCUCCGGCUGCCUCGUCGUCUUUCCCAUGUGUCACAUGGAGUUGGUGCCCAAAGCACCGCCCACAACGCGCCGCAAGGCCUCAGCGAGCCUCUCUGGUCGGGAGAAAACAAAGCAAGACGACGCUUUGCCACCUCUCCCACCUCGCGACCAGGGCAAGACAGUGAGAUUUGCUGCCCGGCCGACCUUCAUCAAGCGGCUGAGCUCGGACAGCAUGGAUGGAGAACGGCUCCGGCGGAUCAGGAGCUUGCUGCUGAAGAAGAGCUCCAAGGCCAGUCUGCUGCCACCGAUCCGGCCGCUGCCCGAAGCCCAGGAGCAGCCGGUGAGCUGCCAGCCGCAGGGGGAGGCAGAAACGUGGAGCCAGGAAGAGCUGCGCCGAGCACCGGGAGGCAAACACGUGAGAUUCCCCGAGGAACUGGAAGCAGGAAAAGCCCAUCGUGCGGGUGCGGCGCGAAUCCUGCCGGUGGCCAAGCACUCGCCCUCUCAGAUCACCUUGAGGACAGCAGCGUUCCAAGGAGGUUCCCGAAGAUCUGCCUCCAGGGCUGCGUUCACAGAGCCGCACGGCAGAGCAUCCAGGCUCCCGCUGACGUGUGACUCGGUGUGGCUCCUCAGGCAGAGGGUGAUGAAGAAGAGGGCGGCGCAGGAAGCGCUGGAGCGGGCGGCAGCAUCAGCGCCUCGUGCGGAGCCCAGGCUGCCCGAGGAGCCUCCCGUCCGCCGCUCUGGAUCGCUGCCGCCCAUACGGGAAGAAACGGAGGCUCCCGAGAGUCAGGCUGCGCAGAGCGAGGCCCCCCCCCACAGGAGGUGCCCCACGCUGGCCAUGCUGAUGCAGGCAUGGUGCGCCCAGUGCAGAGGCCGCAGAACAGAGGCGUGA